Messenger RNA from Porites evermanni, 318 nucleotides. The record is from the annotation of a GenBank genome assembly. Lineage: Eukaryota; Metazoa; Cnidaria; Anthozoa; Scleractinia; Poritidae.
AUGCCGUCGAUUGUAUAUGGUAUAUCAGUAUGGGGAGGCCUCACAAAUAAGGAAGGUUUUAAGGCAUUAGAAGCACUGCAUUGUAGAGCUGCGAGAAUUAUCUUUGAGCUACCUUGGGAGAUAUCUAAUGCAGAUGUUAUGAAAAAGGCUAAUUGGUCUUCUUUAGCCUUUAUGUAUAAAAUUAGCUUAGCUAAGCUUAUGUAUAAAAUCCACAAUAACCUGACUCCAGACGCUAUGUCAGCUAUUAUUAAGAACAAUGAUAACAUCAAGCGAUAUCAACUUAGGAAGAAACUGAAAAUUGAUGUCCCUCGUUUUAAC